UCUUCGUAUUCAACUCUUCACACCCCCACCCAGCUGCCUGCCAGCCACACGCGCCCAACGCGCCCGAUCGUCUCCGUCGCCCGUCGAUCGUAACCACCGCCUAGCUAGCACCCACCUACCUCCCAAAACCCUUCGGCCGAUCCAUGGCGCUGCUGGCACGGAGGGCGAGGAGGGCGGCCACCAAGACGGCGGCGCCUGUGGCCGUGGAGCUGUCCAUCCCGGGGCACUUCCGCUGCCCGAUCUCGCUGGACCUGAUGCGCGACCCGGUCACGGCGCCCACGGGGAUCACCUACGACCGGGAGAGCAUCGAGGCGUGGCUCGACACCGGCCGCGCCGCCGUGUGCCCCGUCACCCACGCCCCGCUCCGGCGCGACGACCUCGUCCCCAACCACGCCAUCCGCCGCGUCAUCCAGGACUGGUGCGUCGCCAACCGCUCCCGCGGCGUCGAGCGGAUACCCACGCCCAAGAUCCCCGUCACCCCCGUCCAGGCCUCCGAGCUCCUCUUCGAGGUCGCCGAGUCCGCGCGCGCCGCCGACCGCGGCGCGCCCGCCCGGUGCGCCGCCGCGGUCGCCAGUGUCAGGGCCCUCGCCCGCGAAAGCGAGAGGAACCGGCGCUGCUUCGCGUCCAUCGGCACGGGCCGCGUCCUGGCCGCGGCGCUCGAGUCGCUCGCGGCGGGCGGCGGGGACCCGGCCGGUGGUGUUCUGGAGGACGUUCUCGCGGCAUUGGUCCGCAUGGCGCCGUUGGACCAGGAGGCCGCCAGGAUCUUGGGAUCGCCUCGCUCGCUGGACUCGUUGGUCGCCAUCGCCGAGAACGGCAGCUUGGCGGGAAGGCUCAACGCCGUGCUGGCGAUCAAGGAGGUCGUGUCCUCGUGCCACGGAGCCUGCACGGAUUUGGGCGGGAAAGCCGACGACAUCGCGGACGCGCUGGUGAAAGUCAUCAAGGCUCCCAUCUGCCCGCAGGCCACCAAGGCCGCCAUGGUUGCCGCCUACCAUCUGGCGCGCUCCGACGAGCGCGUGGCAUCGCGCGUAGCAAGGACCGGCCUCGUUCCAGUGCUCGUGGAGUCCCUCGUCGACGCCGACAAGAGCGUGGCCGAGAAGGCGCUGGCGUUGCUCGACGCCGUGCUCACGUCGGAGGAAGGUCGCGAGAGAGCGCGCAUGCACGCGCUCACCGUGGCCGUCCUCGUCAAGAAGAUGUUCCGCGUGUCCGACCUGGCCACUGAGCUCGCCGUCUCGGCCAUGUGGAGGCUCGGCAAGAACGCCAGCGACGACGAGGGCGCCGCGACGAAAUGCCUGGUCGAGGCGCUGCGGGUCGGAGCCUUCCAGAAGCUGCUGCUGCUCUUGCAGGUUGGCUGCAGGGACGCAACCAAGGAGAAGACCACUGAGCUGCUCAGGAUGCUCAACAAGCACAAAGGCGCAGGGGAAUGCGUCGACGCCAUGGACUUCAGAGGGCUCAAUAAGCUGUCCUGAAUCACAACUUGUGUAAAGAAACAUUGUAGGAUAGAUGGAUGUGUAAGAUAGGAGAUUGAAACGAUAGUUAGAUGUAAAUUCUUCUGCCUUUUGCCUUUGCCAGGUGUUAGCUCGAUGCAAACUUUUUUUGUUUACAAACGGUUGAACGCUACUUGAGAAACAAAUAAAGGCUUAUGUACAAUGCGGAUGAAAAACCUACGGUGAGUGAAUAAAUUGCGGGCUUU
Hordeum vulgare subsp. vulgare (domesticated barley) is the source of this 1690-nucleotide messenger RNA. Its product is annotated as U-box domain-containing protein 21-like. Bases 144 to 1466 code for a protein of 440 amino acids. NCBI's taxonomy places the organism in Eukaryota, Viridiplantae, Streptophyta, Magnoliopsida, Poales, Poaceae. Gene Ontology annotation, molecular function: ubiquitin protein ligase activity. The transcript has a single exon. Gene Ontology annotation, biological process: protein ubiquitination. The record is from RefSeq and is a predicted model, not a curated record.